ACCUAAUUGCAUUAGCUGAUGAUAAGAAGAAGAAUUAGUAGCACUUGAAGUGAAGCAUGGGAGAAGAAGAAGGAGCAGCAGCAUCAUCAAAACCUCUCCUCACUCACACUGACACUUCCAACCGCCACAAACCCUCUUCUUCCUAUUCCUACCUUCUUCUCUUCACCACUUGCAUGUCUCUCAUUGCAGCCAUCGCUUUCGCCUUUCUCUUCCUCUCCUCCUCCUCCGCCCCACCACCACCACCAACCACCGCUCGUCCCCUCACCAAGCUCCACCACCCCGCCGUCAUCCUAAUCUCCUCCGACGGGUUCCGUUUCGGCUACCAGUUCAAAACCCCCACACCCAACAUCCACCGUCUGAUCCAAAACGGCACGGAGGCCCAAACCGGCUUGAUCCCCGUCUUCCCCACCAUCACCUUCCCCAACCACUACUCCAUCGUCACUGGGCUCUACCCACCUCACCAUGGCAUCAUCAACAACUACUUCUUCGACCCCGUCACCGGCGACAAGUUCACCAUGGCGAGUCACGAGCCGAAAUGGUGGCUCGGCCGCCCCUUGUGGGAGACUGUGGUGGACAAUGGGUUGAAAGCUGCAACCUACUUCUGGCCAGGUUCUGAGGUAAUCAAAGGCUCUUGGACUUGCCCUUUGGGUUAUUGUAUGCAUUAUAAUGGUUCUGUGGCAUUUGAGGAUAGAGUGGAUACUGUUUUGGGGUAUUUUGAUUUGCCACAAGAUGAAAUGCCUGUGUUUAUGACACUUUAUUUUGAGGACCCUGAUCAUCAGGGUCAUCAGGUUGGGCCUGAUGAUGAUGAGAUUACUGAAGCUGUUGCUAGGAUUGAUAGCUUGAUUGGGAGGUUGAUUAAGGGGUUGGAAGAUAGAGGGGUGUUUGAGGAUGUUACUAUUAUUCUGGUGGGUGAUCAUGGAAUGGUUGGUACUUGUGAUCAGAAGCUUAUUAUUUUAGAUGAUUUGGGGAUUCCUGCUGAUUGGGUCCACUCGUAUACUCCUUUACUUGCGAUUCGCCCGCCUCUUACUCAUUCGCCCGCGGAUGUUGUGGCUAAGAUGAAUGAAGGUUUGAGCUCGGGGAAGGUUGAAAAUGGGGGGAAGUUGGAGGUGUAUUUGAAGGAAGAUCUGCCUGAGAGGCUUCAUUAUGCAGCAAGUGAUCGGAUUCCGCCGAUAAUUGGGUUGGUUCAUGAGGGUUAUAAGGUGGAGCAAAGCAGAACAAAUAAAAAGGAGUGUGGGGGUGCUCAUGGCUAUGACAAUGCUUUUUUCUCCAUGAGGACUAUUUUCAUUGGGCAUGGUCCUCAAUUUGCAAGAGGGAGGAAGAUACCAUCGUUUGAGAAUGUUCAGAUUUAUAAUUUGGUUACUUCUAUCCUCAAGAUAAAGGGCGUGCCAAAUAAUGGGUCUGCUACAUUUCCAGAAUCUGUUCUUCUAUCCGCUGCAUAAGACUAUAUAUUGGAUUACUAAGCUGCAUGGGAGAUGCUCAGAACUCAGAAGUGUGAGCAUGAUGAGAUGUCGCAGUCUUUGCAGGAAUAAUAGUGUUGACAUGGUAUCUAGGAGCUCUGCUAUCACAUUUUCUGCAUCACAAAUUCAUUGUGAAUCUGGCUGGUUCUAUUGGUACUUUUGAGUUUUGGCUAUCAAUUGACAACCAUUUCUUAAGCCAAGUGUUGUAAUUCAUCUUUGUUUCUUGGUUGCUCCAGACAUAAUUCUCAGUUUGUUCUGUUUGUCAAUGACAAACUUAUUCCUUGAUCACCAUUCAUAUCCUUUCUUUUUGUGCCUCUUGUUUUAGCUCCUUCUGACUGGCAACACUUUAUCGCUCUUGGUCUAGAGCCUUGACCCUGGCAUUAUGGUCCAAGAAUAAUAAGGUGCAACUCAGUGAUGGUUCCCUUCCAAAGCCUUGUCAAGCAGAUCUUUGUAUGGGGCUUGGGAUUGAUGCAAUACCGCGGUUCUUUCAUGGAUUCAUCAAUCACUUUACCCUUCUAUUAGUCAAAGCAUUUUGUGGAUGGAAAUCACUUGUAAUUUCAGAUUUAUCACAAGGGAAGGUAUUACCAGGGAGAGAUAUUUCAGAUCUCGAAGAUUGAAGACGAAUUGUGCAUGCUUAAACAAUGUGACUUGUUUCUCAAAAGGUAUUUUACUCAGAUGAAGUCUUUAUGUUAAGAGUUAGAGAAUUUUUAUUCCCUCUUGCACAUGUGAGGUGCAAUCUCACUGUAUUCUUGUGCCCGUGAUGAGAGCUUAUUGAGAAAAGAACGGUCUUUCGAAUUCUAAAGGGAUUAAAUGAUUUAUACUUGAUUGUUUUA
Lotus japonicus is the source of this 2290-nucleotide messenger RNA. RefSeq lists its product as uncharacterized. The record is from RefSeq and is a predicted model, not a curated record. Lineage: Eukaryota; Viridiplantae; Streptophyta; Magnoliopsida; Fabales; Fabaceae. The coding region runs from base 57 to 1439 and encodes 460 amino acids. The transcript is spliced from 2 exons. Gene Ontology annotation, cellular component: vacuole.